UCUGAACAGACGUAUUUGGAACAGUGGAAGCUAGCAUAAAUAUUUGGUGCGAGAAGUAUUUUAUUUCAUAGAAUGACCCUUCCGGACGAAUACCCAGAGGAUACUGGAGCCUUGAGUGAGCUGGUUCUGCAUGAAGUGAGGCGGUCACUUGAGAAGUUAUUAAGGGACGCUCACGUUGACCACAGACUGACCACUGGCGUAUAUAACUGUGCUGAAAUGUUGCAAAGGUGCCCUGAUCAAGUUAUGUUAUGUAUCCUGCCGGAUUCUGGACCAGGGCAUGACGUAACCAUAGACAUCGAACACACACUGAUAGAGGCGCAUUGUUGGGAAAACGACGUCAGAGUGUUGAAGGUUGGCAACGCCCACGCCUUGCACAAAGUUCUACAAAAUGACGUAUCACUGAGAGAGAAGAAGAUGGUUUCACGAAAACAGCCCCAGGACAUUGACUUAUCUUGUCUUCUGAUCAAGUACCCGAAGGAAGUCGGAGAGGAAUGUGAAUGGCUGGACGUGGAGAAAUUUUGCAACUGGUGCCUGAAGCACGACGUGGUACAAUACAUAGAUAUACAUACACCCGAUUGAUAUCAACCCUGUAAAUAACAGAGGACUUUCCUAGAGUCAUCAUCUUUGAGAAAUCAGAUACUACGACAGUGGUAUACUGGACAUCAAUACCCCAGAUCUCAUCUAGGUCAGAAUGGUCAAGCUGCACUCCGGCCAUACGUGAUGAAAUGUGUGUGCCCAAGUAAGAGCGAGGUCCGGCCAUGAUAAACUUCGCACCUGGCGAAGUUAUACUGUUUGUGAUCCAGCAAGAGUAAGCGCUACCAGUUUCAGACUACAUGAGGUCAUGAAGUAGAACGUCACAGCAGUUGUACUCUCUGUGCCCAUGAAGAGUUUACAUUGUCAUCGUGUGAUCAUGAAGUAGAACUUCACAGCAGUUGAACUCUCAGUGCCCAGGAAAAGUUUACAUUGUCACCGUGUGAUCAUGGAGUAGAACUUCAUAGUAGUUGUACUCUCUGUGCCCAUGAAGAGUUUACAUUGUCACCGUGUGAUCAUGGAGUAGAACUUCACAGCCGUUAAACUCUCAGUGCCUAGGAAAAGUUUACGUCUUUGUGGUAUGAUGUAGUGGAAAUUCACCGCAUUUGCUGUGUCUGUGUACCGAUAUGGCAAUGACAGACUUGAUGAAGUCAUAAAGUAGAACCUAAUAGCAGUGACACUGUCAGUGACAUGGUUUAGUGUGAAUUAUUAAAACUUUGUGACCAAAUAAAACUGAACAGCCGAAGCUGCAACUUCACGAUACGACGCGAACUUAAUUGUUUGUUAAAGAAGUUUCUGAGACGGACUAAUCGAGCCAGUUUUUAUUAUGUAGAAAUAGAGCCGGUAUUAUCAUAUAUGAUAUUAUAUAGUUGUGAAAAGUCCUCAUGAUUGGUAAAUAUAAUAAUUAGCAUGACAUAAUAUUCAGAAUAUUUGCAAGGGAAUGAUAUAUAAAACUGACAAGUGUAUUAAUAAAGAUAUUAUUGUACAUUUAUAA
Messenger RNA from Ylistrum balloti, 1525 nucleotides. Its product is annotated as growth arrest and DNA damage-inducible protein GADD45 alpha-like. The transcript has 6 exons. Gene Ontology annotation, biological process: regulation of cell cycle. The record is from RefSeq and is a predicted model, not a curated record. NCBI's taxonomy places the organism in Eukaryota, Metazoa, Mollusca, Bivalvia, Pectinida, Pectinidae. Gene Ontology annotation, cellular component: nucleus; cytoplasm. Bases 73 to 579 code for a protein of 168 amino acids.